AUGCCUGACAAACGAUUCCGAGACAACAACAGAAGACGGGACCGUAAGAAAAACGAGUCGUCUGGCAAACCAUUUCUACAAGCUCCCAUCAUUUUAGAUAGACGUGAACGUCCCGAGCAAACGGCCUACUCGCCCACAACAACCACAACAACCACUUCAAAUCCUGAUGUAGAUACACCACCUAGCGCUCAUCAGCCUAUCAAAGCGAAUUCGACAUCUAUAGAGGAUUCUAGUGCUACAUGCAUUCCAUUCUUGCGACGACCCAACAAGUUUAACGCAGACACAAUACUUAAACAUCUUACAGAUUACCCUGGCCAUUUUGUCAUUGGCAUCAUUGGGAAACAGGGCGUUGGCAAAUCAACUAUUCUAUCGCACUUUACACAAGAUACCAAACAUGCAUUUCCCAGCCAAGACAAUGCGCAAUUUCUGUAUCAAGGACACAAGACAGAAGGUAUCGACAUGUACAUUACACCCGAGAGAGCGAUUCUACUGGAUACAGAGCCUAUUCUCAGUUGGACGAUAUUAGACGAUGCGCUUCGACAUGGAUCUCUAGGAGGACUUCAUCCAGAUGUGUGGCUGGAGAUGGAGAGCUUAUACAGCAUUAUUUUUUUGAUGUCUGUGUGCAAUAGUGUGCUGGUGGUCAACGACAGCCCCGAGAUUGAUUUGGAUGUGUUGAAACUGAUACAACGAGCCGAGAUGCUCAAGUUCUGCAUACCCGAUUUUCCUCUGCUGGUGGGUCAACAAGACAUGCAUCACUACCCAGACAUUGUGUUUGUAUGCAACAAGUGUCAAAAGAACGAAUUCACCUAUAGAAAUUACAGUGCUCUCCAAGCGAUACUGACGUCGCUUUUCGAGACGUCUCAACUGAAAACUAGAGGGCUCGUGAGUCUGGGUGAUGUAUUGCCUCUGUAUAAAACAAAUCAAGAGAACGAGGCAAAUCUAUUUUUUCUACCACAGCAGGACGACAUUGAUUCAUUGCAGGAUCUCGUUUCUGCAUUGCGAGAUCAAGUGAUUGCAGGCCCACGAAGACCAGGCAAAAAAGGCCAGGUUUCCGAGAAGGAUUGGUUUAAAAAUGCCAUCAAGACUUUUGAAGUGGUGCGCAAAUCAGACUAUAUCAUGGAAUACCUACAAGUGGUGCGUAAGCUGAGGGAUACUUGA
Molecule: messenger RNA, 1158 nt
Organism: Mucor velutinosus
Lineage: Eukaryota; Fungi; Mucoromycota; Mucoromycetes; Mucorales; Mucoraceae
Exons: 5
Coding region: 1-1158 (385 amino acids)
Biological process (GO): nuclear-transcribed mRNA catabolic process, nonsense-mediated decay
Source: RefSeq, a predicted model, not a curated record